AUGGAAGAAUCAAUAACAAUAGCUGUUGAUUGUUAUGGUGAAUGGAUUGAGAAAAACAAUCGAUUUAUUUGGCGUUGGAAGGUUGGUGACAUGUCAGAGUCAGUAUUGAUGACCGUCCAAAGGGAUAUUUUGUAUAAUGAUUUUGUGAACUCAAUCAUUAGCUAUUGUGGACUAAAUUGUCAACCAAAUGAUCUUGUCAUCAGUUACAUGCACAAGUCUUUUGAAAAUCAAAGGGUCCUGCCUUUUAAGAUAAGCAAUCAACUUCGUUUGAGUGCUUAUCUGAGUGAUGCAACUCUAUCCGUUUUAAGGGUGUACGUUGUUGAAAAACCGAUAGAGAAUGAAAAUGUAGGACAAGACCAACAAAAUCUGUUAAAUGAUGAAUUGAAUGAGAUGAACAUGAAUAUUCUAGAUGAUGAGAUUGGACAUGAUGUGGAGGAGGACCAAACACCUACACUUAUUGUUGAUGUAGGGGACAGUUCUCAGUUAAAACAGUUGAACAAUCUUCAAGAUGAUGAGACAGGUUUUUACAUAGGAAUGACAUUCAAGAACAAAGACGAACUAGUCACUUCAUUGCAUAUUGCUUGCUUGAAAAAAGAUUUCAGACUUGCAAAGGUGAUUAAUUCGCGUAGUGUGUAUUGUUUUAAAUGCGCAUAUCCAGAGUGCAAGUGGUGGUUGAGGGCUGUGAAAUUCAAAAGUUCUGACAGAUUUUGUAUUAAAAUUUAUAAAAAGUAUCACACAUGUGGUUCAGAGCAUAUUACGAGUCAUAAUCCACAUGCCACAGCAAAAGUCCUUGGUAAAUACUUCAAAAAUAGCUUUCCUAAUGGUAAAGGUCCAUCUACAAGAGAUAUGACCAAUAAACUCCGUACAAAAUUGGGUUGUAAGGUGAGUUAUUGGAAGAUAUAUAAGGGUAGGGAGAUUGCAAAGUCUUUGGUUAGGGGAACACAUGAGCACGGGUAUGGAGUGCUUGAUGCAUACCGCUAUAUGCUUGAGUCCGCAAAUCCAGGAAGUAAGACGGCAUUGCAGGUUGAUGAAAAUGGAAAGUUCAAGUACUUUUUUGUAGCCUAUGCGGCUUGGAUUCAAGGUUUUCAACAAUUGAGAAAAGUCAUAGCCGUUGAUGGGACAUUCUUGAAGAGCAAGUAUGAAGGAGUUUUACUAUCGGCGGUGGCGCAAGAUGCAGAGAAUCAUAUUUUUCCAGUGGCUUUUUGUGUAGUGGAUAAAGAAUGUGAUGCCUCAUAUCAAUAUUUUUUUGAACAAAUGAGAAGUUAUGUAGAUGAUACCGAUGAGCUGUGCAUAAUUUCUGAUAGGCAUUCAAGUAUUCGAAAGAUGGUUUCAAUUGUGUAUCCAUCAGCUCAUUAUGGUUGUUGCAUGAGGCACCUUGGAGAAAAUAUUCGAAACAAUUUUCACAAUGCAAAGGUCGUAUCUCAUUUUUAUAAUGCAGCGAAAGCGUACAAUAAAGUUGAGUUCUAUGACCAUUUCAAUCAGAUAAGGGAUAUGGUACCCAAAGCAGCCGAACAUCUCGAAUCAGUUGGAUUUCAUAGAUGGAGCAGGGCAUUUUGCCCGGGAAAUAGGUAUAAUAUUAUGACCUCAAACAUUGUUGAAUCCGUGAAUGCGAUGUUUGAAGUUGAAAGAGAAUUUCCUAUCGUAGCUUUGUUUUACGAAAUAAAUAUGAGAUUUGCAAAAUUAUUUCACGAAAGACGUAUGGAGUUGGUCAACUCACCAAACAUAUUUGUUCCUUCAAUGGAAAAACAAAUAUCAAAGAAUAUCAAUUUGGGAAAUAAGUUAUUGGCCCAUCAAAUAGCCAAUUACAGGUUUAGUAUCAACGGUCAUGGUGAUGUUGCCACGGUCGAUCUUCAAAGAAGAAUGUGCACAUGUAGAGUUUUUGACUUGGACAAAAUACCUUGUCCACAUGCUAUGGCAGCGCUUCGAUCCCAAUAUGGUGCACAUUUUGGAAAUCAGAUCUAUGAGUACUCGUCUUCAUAUUAUUCGGUGGAAAAAUACAUAAUUGCAUAUUGUGAGGAAAUUAAUCCGGUGCCUCCUGAAGAUUCUUGGAUUGUUCCUUUGGAGAUAUUGGAGAGAGAAAUACCUCCUCCAUAUGUUGACCCAAGCAAACUGGGAAGAAGGCGAACGAAGAGGAGGCGUGGAAUGACUCAUCCAAUGGAAAUAAUCAAGCAUAUAUACUCAUCUGUUGUAAUGGAUGCUUCAUCUGUUGCAAUUUAUGAGCAUCAGUUGCAACAGAUGAGCAUAUAUGUUUGA
Solanum stenotomum is the source of this 2253-nucleotide messenger RNA. RefSeq lists its product as uncharacterized. Gene Ontology annotation, molecular function: zinc ion binding. The record is from RefSeq and is a predicted model, not a curated record. Lineage: Eukaryota; Viridiplantae; Streptophyta; Magnoliopsida; Solanales; Solanaceae. Bases 1 to 2253 code for a protein of 750 amino acids. The transcript has 3 exons.